AUGUCGCCUGUUGACAUCUCUCCCAUUAGCGUCCUGAGCACAUUAUCUAUCCCUCUUCUUUUCUCGGGUCUGCUAGCCAUGGGCUUAUUUUCCUGGGCUCGCCCACGUGGUCGGGUCUCCUUCUACAGCGCCAAAGACAAUAACCUCAUCUUGACCCGGAAAAAUGGCAAGUCUGGUGCCAAGGAACAGGUAGCGCUGGCAGAUCUCUGUCGCACAGCCACACCGGCAACCUGUGAUCUCAAUCCAUUCCUCUUCAAUGGUCACCUUCAGACCGCUUGGACUGCAGUCAAGUAUGAUAGCGUUCCGGUGUACUACAAGAGAUGGAUGUUCGAGGCGGACAACCAGAUGUUCGAUGGGCAUUUUGCCGUGGAUUUCGUCGUAGAUCCCUACGAGCCGUCCAAGAAUGACCAGACCUCUGACCCAGAGAGAAAGUAUACUCUGCCUGAGGGACUACCGGAGAGGACCUCAUUCUUUACCGAAGAGGAAUUCACGGCGCUUCCAUCGGACGAUACCAAGCCUAUGCUGGUUGUUCUGCACGGCCUGAGCGGCGGAUCACAUGAGGUAUACCUGCGCCAUGUGGUUGCGCCUCUGAUCCAGGAUAAAUCGUGGGAAGCGUGCGUUAUCAAUUCCCGGGGCUGUUCGCAAACCAAGAUCACCACCAAUAUACUCUACAAUGCCCGCGCCACGUGGGAUGUCCGUCAGGCUGUCAAAUGGCUACGGAAGACGUUCCCGAAUCGGCCCCUUUUCGGAGUCGGCUUUUCCUUGGGCGCAAACAUCCUCACUAACUACCUGGGCGAAGAGGGGGAUGCGUGCCAGUUGAAAGCAGCGGUGCUUUGUGCUAGCCCCUGGAAUUUGGAGGUCAGCUCGGAAUACUUGAAGAGCAGCUGGCUGGGACUUCAGGUAUACAGUAAGGUUAUGGGAUCGAGCAUGAAGAAGCUUUUCGAGCAGCAUGUGGAGUCGGUCGCGCUAAAUCCACUGGUCAACGUCGAAGAAAUCAGGAACGUCACUUAUUUGCACGAAUUCGACCGAGCGCUGCAAUGCCCUGCAUGGGGCUACCCUACGGAGGGUGCUUACUAUCGUGAUGCCUCUUCCAUCGACUCUAUGCUUGGCAUCAAGAUUCCUUUCUUCGUAAUCCAGGCCGAAGAUGACCCGAUUGCUUGCGCAAAGGCUCUGCCAUAUGGAGAAAUCGUCAGAACCCCGUAUGGUGUCAUGGCGACCACCUCCUGGGGAGGCCAUCUCGGCUGGUUUGAGUUUGGUGGUGACAGGUGGUUUGUCAAACCGGUUUCCAAUUUCCUUAACCUCAUGGCCAAGGAAGUGGAUCACACCAUUCCAGGCAAGGUUGAGCACCCCGAUCGCCUCCCGCCUUACAUUGCGCGACCUGCGCAAGACAGCGAUAAGACGCCCAAGCCGCUUUUCGGCCCUGUGCGGCGCAAGCUGGAUAUCAAGAUCGUACCCUCUUCACCCUAG
Aspergillus aculeatus ATCC 16872 is the source of this 1467-nucleotide messenger RNA. Its product is annotated as putative hydrolase, alpha/beta fold family. Gene Ontology annotation, molecular function: monoacylglycerol lipase activity; acetylesterase activity. The transcript is spliced from 6 exons. Gene Ontology annotation, biological process: medium-chain fatty acid catabolic process; medium-chain fatty acid biosynthetic process. The coding region runs from base 1 to 1467 and encodes 488 amino acids. The record is from RefSeq and is a predicted model, not a curated record. Lineage: Eukaryota; Fungi; Ascomycota; Eurotiomycetes; Eurotiales; Aspergillaceae.